CAAGUGGUGACUCUAAAACAAAAAAAUAAUCCUAUUUCGAAUAAUGUCACUUUAAAUGAAAAAACUCCCUUAUGCAUUUAUCCUUCGAGGUAGGUGCGUAAAAAGGAGGUGUGACAUUGCCCACUAUGAAGGCUAGAGUGCGCCGGUUUGUGCACGGCCAUAGCCCCUUGGUUAUUAAUGAGGUUGCAACAACCAUUAGGGUAUGAUACACAGUGUUUGGGAGGACCCGAUUGUGUCUAUGCUAUGAGGGGUUGCUAGAGUUCUUAGGCUUCUCCAGAUGUUGUCAUCGGUACAUUGAUUGUCUAGUCUCAUGAUGUAUAUAUCCUUAUUGAUCUCGGUUCCACUUUGUCAUAUGGCACUCCUUAUGUUGCUAUGGAUUUUAGGAUAGAACCGGAACAGCUUCACGAGCCGUUCUUCGUAUCUACUCCGGUUGUUGAGUCUAUUGUGGCUGUGUAGGUUUAUAAGGAUUGUGUCGUUACGAUGCAUGGAUGAGACACCAUGGCUCUCAUUGAAUUUGGGAUGGUUGAUUUGAUGUAAUAACGGUGAUGCACUUGCUUUAUUCAUGUUUUUCUAAGCUUUAUUGUUGAACCAGAAUCGUUAGGUUUGAACUUCCAAAUUAGCCAAUUAGUGAAUGGAAAUGGGAUGAUGUUGUGUCGGAGGGUAGGUUUAUUUCUUACCUUAAUGCCAUGAAGACAAUGAGCAAGGGGUGUAUUUACCAUUUGGUCCGAGUUACGGACACUGAUGCUAAGGCACCUACACUUGAGUUUGUGCCAGUGGUGAAUGAAUUUUUGGAGGUCUUUCCUGAUGAGCUGUACGGGAUUCCACCAGACAUGGAGAUUGAUUUUAGGAUUGAUGUGAUGCAAGACAUGCAACUUAUAUCUACAUUGCCCUACAUAAUAGCACAAGAAGAAUUGAAGGAACUAAAGGAACAAUUGAAGGAUUUGUUAGCUUAUUUUUAUGCUUCACCCCCGUAUCCUUUGUGUUGAUAAAUUUUGGCUACUACGUUUGCGCAAGCCUUGGCGAUGGAGUGAGGAUGAGAUCGCCUCCUGACGGCGAGGUGGAGACUUCGGAGCCUGUUAAGGGCAGGAAAAGGAAGAAUAUGGAGGCUCCUGAUUCUAUUGCGGCAGUGAAACCUAAAUCACGCAGGCCUCGAGCUACUGCCAGGACCUUGGCUUCUGCUUUCGGAGAAAGUCAUAGCACUGGGGAUGAAGACGAUGAUGAGGGCGAGUACCGUUUGGUACAAAAAAUGAGGUCGGGCGCGGAUGUCCUGCAGGUGUCCUGACUGGAGGCCGUUGAAUCGAGAACGGUCGAUUCCGAUCGAUCCCGUGUGAUGGAGACCCUCGAGGAGGGUGCGAAUGCCGUCUGUGAGCCCCUGGCCGGAUGUGGUGCAGUUCCCGCUGGAGAGAACGUUACUGCUAAUCCCAAAGGGUCUGGGCCCGGAGCUUUUCGGGGGCAGGAUUUGCCCCUAAGAUAUAUCGAUGCCCUGAGUGGCCUUAAUUUGGGUCCUCAGUUCUCGUCCGGGGAAUUGUAGGACACUCCGAACCCGAAUGUUGCUAAUGUGGGGGGUCCUCUCAAGGGGAGAGAUGAGAUCGGUAACUUCCUUGAUGAUGUCAGCGUGGAUAGUGACCUCGAUACUCCCAGUGCAAUCGAGGCAGUGGAGAUGUUCCAGCGGCAGUCUAAGGAGAUGUAUGAUCACGCCCUCUCUAGGCUCCAAGAGGAGCUUUUAUGUCAUGGAAGGGAGCUCGAGAUGCUCACAUCGGGACUGCAGGAGUCGGGGGCCUCAUCUGCCCGAAAGGAGAAGGAGUUAAGCGAGCUUCGGGCAGCUUUGGAGGGAGUGCUCCGAGAAAAGGCUGAUAUUGCUAAGCAGAAGAAUGUGGAGAUCCUCGAGCCGAGGAAGCGAAAUGAGGUAGUGACCUCGGAAUUGGCAUCAACCCAUUUUUUUUUCGAAAAUGCUCGAAAAGAGAUUGAUGCGCUAUCUGCGGCAAAGUCCGAGGUCGAAGAUAAAGUUGCUACUUAUCUGAAGGACGACGCCACUACGAAUCAAAUAGCCCUAGAUAUAUCAGUGGAGGCCGAGCAAAAGCUGAUUCGGACUAGUGCCAAGGCGAGAAGGCAGGCCUUAGAGGAAGCCAGUGCCAAAGGGGCCGAUCUCUCAGAUGAGAUUGAGAAGACCCGAGAGUCAGAGGAUGAAUUGGUGCUCUUAGUUGCUUUGGACGAAAGUCCAGGAGACGGUUCAGAGGGUAGUGAUAAUGAAGAGUAGGCCUGCGUCGUCUUUCUUUUUCUUUUUUCUUUUUGUGUAUGUAUUCCUAGAGAAACAAGUUUUGUAAAGACGCCCCUUGUAAAUAUAUUUUUUGGCAAUGCAAGAGAAUUUUUCUGCUUCAAGUCUUUCCAUUCAUGAUAUUCCAGCGUUUAUGCGGAGUUAUCCUUCAAAUUUUGAAGUUGGCACUUAAGAUAUCAUAUUCGGAGUAAUCAGGGCCCUAGAGAUCUGGUACCGUCACGAAAUUAGGCCGAUAGCUCCUUUGGGCCGAUGCUUAUGAUAGCAGCGAAAAUCGGGCUCUUAAAUACCUCCCGAACACCGUGUGAUAGCAUCAUUCUGCGGCGUGAUAGUGGGGCCCCCGGGAUGGUCCUGCCAGUACAUUUCCCAAAAAGUGGGUCUAUCAUGGCCAGACAUAAUUGGUCUUCUGGAUAGGCGAACAGUCGCCGCUUGCCUUUAUAAAUGCACUAGCUCAUUUCUUAACUAGAGGCUUUGCUACUCUGGCUAACUAUUUCCUUUAUAGAGUUUUUGUUUUUUUACGCUAGUUCUCUCGUUGUUUCAACUCAAAGCCUUCGUCCAAAUCUUCAUCCUCCUCUUCAAAUUUUACCGUAGCCAUGGAUGCUACAUCGAUAUCCGCCCAUCAAGGAGAGGGGGGUUCUGCCUUUAUUCCGUGUUCGGUCGGUGGUACACCGCCGGUAUCCGGUGAGAGGGCCUCGAGGUGAUUUGUCUCGAGGAGAGACUUUACGUUGGAGAGACCUCCCAACGUUCAAGGGCGUCUGGAGAAUGCUUCGAGGUUUGUCUCCUCAAUAAGGGAGGAACACCUCGAGAUGAUUAGGAGAGACUGCUGAUGGGGGGAAGCCGUGGUACUGCAGGUACCUUCCCCGAAGGAGAGCAUCACGACCCAUGUCGAGGGGUUUCUAAGUGUGUAUACGUAUCCUUUUACGUUGGGUACCCCGAUAGGGUCGUGCUGGAAUUCUGUAGGAGGUAUCAGGUUACCUUGGCGCAAGCUCACCCAUCCUUUUGGAGGAUAAUGCUGAUGAUAAGAUACUUUGCGGAUAAGGCCGGGCUUGAAUUAACCCUUAGCCAUCUUGUUAGGUAAUAUCGGCCUCUGCAUUACCGGGGCUUGAUUACUCUACGACGUUUAUCCACCCGGUCCCCUGCCGCUAGCGAUGGAGAGGAUGAGGGUCGAGGGUGGAUGAGCCGAUUUGUUCGAGCACGGACAAUCAAUAUCAUCCCUGGAGAGCUUUUGCCAUUUCCUAAGAAAUGGAAUUUCACACAUAAUUGGUAUACCUAUAUUUUUAUCGUUUUGCCCAUAGUGCAGGUCGGAUCCUUAAUGACUUUUUUUCAUUUUACUUUCUUUAGCGAUUCCCUGGCUGUCGGACAAGGUUCCUGACCUGGCAGAAUAGUCCCGUAAACUAGCAGCUUGCUCGACUUACAAUAAGCGCAAAUGGCGAGACCUGUCCAAGUGGUGAUGGGAAGAAAAGCAUCAUGGUAGGUGUUCAGUGGCUCAUUUCCUUAGAAAAUGUACUUUCUUUUUAGCGCGCUAAAUCUCCCGCCACAGGUUUCGGAGAUUUUUUCGAGAUGAGGCCGUGCCCCUGGGGAGGAGGAGAGAUUUUCGACCUCGAGUCUAGGAUCGAUAAUAAACGAAAAGAGUCUCUGAGGUGUGAGGAUGCUCACGGCGGGGCGAGUGCUUCUCUGAGGUUCAAAGGAGGCGAGUCGGCCGAUCUUCCGACUUUGGAGGCCUCUAUUUUUUAAAGACCAUUUCCCGUUCCUGUCGAAGGUACUUCGAGGGUUAAGGGUCAUGCGAUACCUUCCUCUUUUCCUACCUAUGGAACUUCGCGAGGGACUAGGCCGUCGGAAGUAGGCACUUCCUUUGGUGAGGGCUAUCGAUUUUGGAGUUUCCGACCUAGAGGUUAUGUGGCCUUGAGUUUUCGACGCCAGUCCUCGAGUGCUCGGGACGCUUUUUGCUUUGGAGUCGUUUUGUGACUUUUAUGUUGCCUCAUUGAGGGCUUAUUAGUUUGGAACUACGACCGGAGGUCAUUCAAGCUUUGUAUUGUUGACGCCAGUCCCUGAGUGUUCUGGGCAUUUUUUGGCUUUGGAGCCGUUUUGCAAAAAUGCCGAGUUUCUUUGAAACGCGAAAUGCUUCGGAAAGUAUUCUUUUGAUUACUUGGUGUAAGUAUACAUUUUUUUGCUAUUAAGGGCUCGGUUAUUCUAUGCGGACACGGCUCGUUCGACCAUUUGGCAUGGUACAUUAUCUUCCUAUCGAGACCCUGUUCAGCACAUCUUAGCUUUUUCGAGGAGGCGAUCUUUUGUGGGAAUGCCCCAAGUAUUUGAGGUUGAUUUAAAAAGAAGCCUUCAAUACUUGUUUGGUCUUUCGUAGGUAGCAUCUAGAUGUUUCCUCGUUAAAAACCUUAUCGGUAAAACCCUUCUCGGGAUAAAACCCGAUCGAAGGAAAAAAGUCCCACGUGUGCUUUUUUGGAACCUAAGGCCUUCGAGUUGGGAAGCGCUCCCGCCGUUUCGAUCCGAUGCCUGCGUUCAAGUUAGAAUAAAAUAUAACUGAAAAAGGGAGAUCACUACACCUUAGUGCUGACGGCGCUUCAGACCUCGAUGUGAUUCGAUCGUUUGUUACGAGGACUCGGUACGGUCCUUCGUUUUGUUCAGUUGGACGUAGCCGAGAAUGUAACUUGUUAUCGCUAUGUCAUUGCUUACUUACCCUUCGUCCCCUUUGACGGUGGAGAUAUUGGCAUUUUGGGUUGUGUCAGCCACAUUGACUGGUAUGGUGGUUUUCAUAUGCCGUGUUGAAUCCGUUGAACACUCGAGGGGCGGGCAUAUUUUGGUCAGGCAGUCCAAGCUGCUCUAUCACCCUUGACCUGAUAAUAUUGGAAGAGCUACCUGGACCCACAAGCACAAGUUUAAUUUGAAAUGUAUCCACAAGAAAAGAAGUUACCAAUGUGUCAUUAUGAGGCUCAGAUAGAACCUCGAAUUCGCUUUUUCCUUGUAAGGGAUAUUUUUAUUCUCCUGACUGUGGGCUCUUGCAGGGCGCUGACACAUUUAAAAAUCAUAUAAGUGACAUGUUGUGGCUCAUUUGCUUCGUUCUUCUUGGUCUCUUCUCUUUCCCGGAACUGAUUUUUUGCUAGGUCGCUGAGGAAUUCCCGGAGGUGACCUUUGUUGAGUAGUCGGGCUACCUCUUCCCAGAGUUGUCGGCGAUCUUCAGUCCUGUGACCGUGUGUGGUGUGAAAUUCACACACUAAGCUAUGGUACAUUUGUGAAGGAUCUGAUUGUACGGGCCUUGGCCACCUGGUGUGUCACGCCCCGAACCUGGGGAGGCAUGGCUGGCACACGGUACCGUAGUGGCCCGAGCGAACCACUCUGUAACUCAUUCAUUCAUUUUGUAACUAUCAUGGGCCAACAUGGCCACAACUCGGAAUGUACAACUGCAAGUGAAAAAAACACUAUUUUGUUGAACUAUUUUUCUUAAAACAUGAAUACAUAUGGGUCGAAGACCUCUCA
Molecule: messenger RNA, 5761 nt
Organism: Nicotiana attenuata
Lineage: Eukaryota; Viridiplantae; Streptophyta; Magnoliopsida; Solanales; Solanaceae
Exons: 3
Coding region: 1661-2257 (198 amino acids)
Source: RefSeq, a predicted model, not a curated record